AAAAAGUCGAGAUGGUGGGAGUGAUACUAUUAUUGAAUUAUGCGGAUUUGGAGGAGUGUAAAGCAUAUUUCAAUCAAAACAUAGGAGGUAGUACAUAUAGAGAAUUGGAAAGGGUGGCUUUGGAGAUAGUGAUAGAUUUGUUAACCAAAGAAUUAUAUGGGAUGCAAGUU
Racocetra persica is the source of this 170-nucleotide messenger RNA. The record is from the annotation of a GenBank genome assembly. Lineage: Eukaryota; Fungi; Glomeromycota; Glomeromycetes; Diversisporales; Gigasporaceae.